CAGCUUUUAGAAAAUAUUUGGAAUCUAUUUUUUGUCAUGACAAAAGAGAGCAAUGAAAAUAUACAGAGCUAUGAUAUUUCCCUUUUUAAAAGAGGAGACUUGUUGGAAGUUCCUCGAACUUUAUUCACACAUUUUGGUAUAUAUCUGGGGGACAAUAAGGUAGCUCACCUUAUACCUGAUAUCCUGCCUGCUCUGACUAAUGACAGCAAUGCCAUUAAGGAGAUGGUGACAAAUGUUAGGCUAAUCUUAGGAGUCAUCUCCAAAGUGGCCAGUGUGAGAGUGGACACAGUGGAGGAUUUCGCUUAUGGGUCUGAAAUUUUGAUCAACCACAUGGAUCAAGUCUGCAGCCGACCACCACUGAGUGGUGAAGAAGUGGCCAGAAGAGCUGAAAAACUUGUUGGAACAACAGGUUACAGUCUACUCUGGAAUAACUGUGAACAUUUUGUGAUGUACUGCAGAUAUGGUACUGCUAUAAGUUUUCAGACCUUCCAGUUCUGCAAAAAUGUCAGGAAAAUCGUUUGUAGCAAGAAAGGUGUCCUCUUCACGGCGGUGCUUGGACUGGCCUCCAUUCUGUCCCUGGGAAUGGCGCCGUACACCACAAUCCCCGCCGCCCUCGUCCCGUUUACCCUCUGGAUGGCUUCUUAACCCCCGUGGGCACGAAAUGGCAUGGCAAGGUGUCCAAUUAAAGAAACAACUCCGGUGCAAUGAGGAGUGGAUUUGGAAUCACACACCAAUAUGGAUGGUAACAUUCCCGUCGGAUCGAGUCAGAAAUCCACACACAAGGCAGUUCUUCGGGACGCGCUGCCGUUUAUCUCCACAGCGAAGAGCGACGUCUAGAAAUUCAGAUGUUGCCAGCAAGCCCAAGGAAUUCUUGAACAAAACGACAAACGCACUGAUGGAUUUUUU
Lepisosteus oculatus (spotted gar) is the source of this 906-nucleotide messenger RNA. It is a transcript of the gene lratb.2, whose product is annotated as lecithin retinol acyltransferase b, tandem duplicate 2. Lineage: Eukaryota; Metazoa; Chordata; Actinopteri; Semionotiformes; Lepisosteidae. Gene Ontology annotation, biological process: vitamin A metabolic process; retinol metabolic process. Gene Ontology annotation, molecular function: phosphatidylcholine-retinol O-acyltransferase activity. The record is from RefSeq and is a predicted model, not a curated record. Gene Ontology annotation, cellular component: rough endoplasmic reticulum.